AUGGACCAAAAGAGCCUGCCAAGCCUCAGCAACGAGGUUUGGUAUCUCAUCUUUAGACAAUUGCUCACUCAAGAUGAUAUUUUUAACGUCUGUGCCGUGUCGAGGUCAUUCCGUACUUUGGGCCUGCCUGUGUUGUAUCGCUCAGUGAUUUUGCGCGAGUUGAGAGGGAGUGAAAGCGUCAUAUGCGAUACCAGCUCUGACAGUGGCCAUCAGGAUGCUGCCCCUCUCGGUCUUUAUAGUCAUCUCAUGGACCAGAGAAAAACUCAUGUCCGAGCUUGGGUGCGCGACUUGACACUUGAGCCCCCGAAAAAGAAUCAAGACCCAACAGAAAAGUUAAAAAGACUGGAUGACUUUAUUCGCUUGCUGAAAUUAAUGCCAAAUAUCCAAAACAUCUACUUGAAGCAAGCAAUGCCGCUCACAGAUACAUUUCUUGAAGCAGUUGGUCACCACAGCAACUCACCCAAACUUCAUUUAUUGUCUGAAGCUGGAUACACUAGAGUCGACUGUCAGGUGUCUUCGGUGCAGGCUUUAAAAAUUGGCAUUCACUUGGACUUUGCUAGACGUGGAGAAUCGCCAAAGACCAUCGCCCCUCGUGAGCUCUUUCUAGCCUUUCCAAACCUUCGGAACUUGUCCAUUUCGGUGCAACGCCGGUAUGGAGGGUGCAUGCCCGGGCCCCGAACCCCAUUACUGAUUGUACCAUUGAAGUUGCUCCAACAUGAGCGGUUUCCUCCCCUGGAAAGUCUUUCACUAGGUGGAUACUAUGUCCAUGUAGACGAAAUACUCAGUUGGAGGACAAAACUUCCGUGGCAAAGUUUGAGAUCACUUCAUCUCACAGAGAACAGAGGAUUUCUGGAAGCCAUCAAUGGAUCUCCGCUUUUGCUAGAGGAGCUUAGUAUCUUUGGAACGGAAGCCGCAGCUAACGGCGAAUGUUUGGAGCUGAAUCAGAUUUUGCUAUCAUUUGACACGCUUCAAAAGCUGGAAGUAACAGGUCAUUUGCCACGGAUGACUGCCGUUGCUCAUCACCACUCCCUGAAGUAUCUCCGUCUUCAUAAGAUAGAAGAACCUGAUAAAGAAAGAAAGAAUCAUUCAGGGGAAGAUAUUCAGUUGUUAGGCCAGGAAUGCGGUGAGUUGCAAAGCUUGGAGAUUGAUGUUUCUUGGGACAACGGCUGGCCUGAGGAUGUUAUCUCCGCUCUAGCAAAAGGAUUCACGAAUUUGAGCAGUAUCUCCAUUCAUGUGGCCUCUGGACUUUUACAUUUGAAAGGCCAGCCACGAACUAAGCCAGGAUCAAGCCAAUGGAGGCCGCCACUGGACGAAGUCACUGCAGCGUCGGUUUAUGAAAGUUUUCGUCAUCAGAGAGACCUCGCAUCACAUCUGAAAAAAGUAACACUCAAGACUGGCGAGGACAAGCGUUGGUUUCCUCAAUGGAAACCAGACUAUGCAACGCUCGAGGACAAGCUUUCCAGGCUAUUCGAAAUUCGGUUUUCUGGCGAGGAAGGCGAUGAGUUUGGUGUCAGAGAGCUGGAGUCUAAUUAUACCAAAAAAUGGCGAGAGCUCACAGAACGAAUUGCAUCGAGGCAGAGAGAAAGUUUCCUAUUCAAUGUCAAACAUACUUAG
This is a messenger RNA of Penicillium nucicola, 1614 nucleotides long. RefSeq lists its product as uncharacterized. The record is from RefSeq and is a predicted model, not a curated record. The coding region runs from base 1 to 1614 and encodes 537 amino acids. The transcript has 4 exons. Lineage: Eukaryota; Fungi; Ascomycota; Eurotiomycetes; Eurotiales; Aspergillaceae.